AUGGGGAAGAAUUUGCGAGACGAAAACUCUAACAAUCCAUCAGGGAAUGAGCAUUCAGCAGGGUGCGUGUGGGGCCUACUUCAUAUCAUGAAGUAUCACCACUGGCAUUAUGUCAAGAAAAGACUUGUGCACAAGAGGCAUCGCUGGAACAAGCAUGCUGCGGGAGUUGGAGAUCCUGGAAACGAUGCAAAUGCCUCUACGCAAGAUGCCUCUAUGCAAGAAGAAAACGAUGCUAAGAUUGACAAAUCUACUGAUGAAGGAAAGAUGAGGCAGUCCAUUCCUACAGUCAAGAAUGUCAAGGCCCGAAUAAAAGCACGGAUUGCUGGAGAGAUAUCGAAGAAGAAGGGACGACAUAACCGGAGUUCAAGCUGUCCUGCAAGAUCACAAUUGAAGCGAACUGAAUCGAUCCAUCAUUUGGAACCACCGUCUCACCUGGAUCCAAUUGCUGACAUGGUAUUGAAUGAGGGAAGUCCUAGAAUUUUUCACCGAAACAAUAAAAACUCUGAUGCUGCAAGCAAACCAGAAUCACUGCCCACGACAUCCUACGAAGAACCAACUAGUGGCAACAACAAUUGCGGAGAGAGUUGCCCAAUAGUUCUUGGAGAUCACAAAGUGCAUGAGCAGGUUGAUGAGAAUCAACAGGAUCACACACUUAUUCAAGAUAAGCUAGACGAUAACAUGAUGCAAGAUAUGCUAGAGCAGAAGUUGAUACAUGUAAAAGAACUAGACGCAGAUGCUUCCCUACACCAUCUAAAGGAGUAUCUGGAGGCUUUGGAUAUAAUCAAUGUAAACAAGGAGUUAUUAGUAAAAAUCUUACAUGAUCCAGGCUCUCCUUUGGCCCAGCACUUCCAUAAUCAGCAAGCAGUUGGUGCAAAAACGAGUUUAAGUAAGUCAGAGUCAUUCCCUGUACCUGGCUCUUCAGACAGAAGAGGUUCUGAGCCUAUCAAGCUCAAGCACAAGCAUGAGUUGAUAAGGUCUCCUUCAAAAGAAGAAAGUAAGUCGAAAAUUGGUAGUCAAGCACAAAAGUUAGCAGGGUCUACUUCUUUGAAAUAUGUUGGUGAACGGUCAAUGCCAUCGAUCAAUGAGUACAGUGAAGAUGGAAUUCUAAAGCUAAACCAAGCAAUUGCUGAUAAUUCUUAUUCUGGUUCUGCCGAUAAUGAAAUGGCAAUUAAGCGUUUUAAGGAUCUUAGACAGAAAAUAAAACAUGUAAUCAAGGAGAGCAGAAAAGAGAGACAUAUGAUUACUAUGGAUGCCCUCCUUCACAAGAUUCCUCAUGGCCAAAAGCUUACUAAAGAAUUGGAGCAGGAGAUCGAUAACCAUUCGAAGGACCUUGCAAUGAGUACAGAAGGUAAAGACAGUCCAGGAAGCAGUUAUGAAAGCGAUCAUUCGGUUUCUUCCCUCAAGAAAAAGAAACAGCGCCACAUGAGAAGAGCAUCUUCCCUCAAUGCAUCACUUGAUAGGUACUGUCAGUUGUAUGAGACUAGUUGCAGCAGAGAAGCCAAAGGCCAUACAUCUGAGAGAUUGAAAUUAAGAAAAGAAAGGGUAGACUCACCUUUGCAGCCUGUUCUGAAAACGCUCGGGAGGAUUUUUUCCUUACCUGAAAUUAAAUCAUACAAGUAUCAGAGUGAGGAAUCUUCUGAUGUUUUUUCUUCUGGAGCUCCAACACGGUUUGCUGUGGAUGGCAGGGCAAGCAGAAGAAGUAGCUUUGAUGAACAAAAUAGUCUAGACAUCCCUAUAGGUUCAGAAAAUCAUUUGCAGCUAGAUGCUCCUGUAGAAAGUAAGACAGAAAACUUGGCUGAAGUUGGUGAGUUAAAGGUGGCAUCAACAUCAGUUGCAAACAAUGAGGCAAGUGCUCCGGUGGAUUCGAUUUUUGAUGAUAUUGGAAACCUAACAGCAGGGAACAGUGUUUCUUAUGUGGAACUAAAUGUUGAGCCUAGAAGUGAGUCCAUUAUUAAUCAUGCAGAUCCCUUUCCAAUCUCUGUGCCUGACUUCACUGUUUCCCUAUCUGAAGGAGCAGAAAUGAAGCUAAAGCCUAGAGAUGGACUAGAGAACUUGGCCAAGCAAAGUGAAGAGCCUGUUCUUGAUACCCCUAAGGUGGUUCACAGUGGACUGGAUACAGAGAAAACAGAGAGUCACAGCAAGCAUUUGAGUUAUGACAUGUCUCAUCUUCAAGUUGAUGCAAGAGACAUGGCUGAAUUUAACUAUGUGAGAGAUGUGUUGGAGCAAUCUGGGUUCAAUGGGAAUGAGUCCCUCGGGACUUGGCAUUCAGAUGACCAGCCGGUCGAUCCUUUAGCGUAUGAAGGUGUCGAAGGCUGCUUGGUCCAUGAUCCUGAUUGUUCAGGAAAUGAAGAAGGUGGCAAAUGUGAUCACUUUCUGUUGUUUGAUCUGAUCAAUGAGGUACUGAUGGAGAUAUAUGGGAGGUCAUACACUUACUGUCCCAUGACCUUGUCUUCUCUAUGUAACAUCCCUCUAAUGCCAGCAGGGCACCACGUUCUCAAGCAAGUAUGGGCCCUUGUAAGUUGGUACUUGAGCUUGAGGCCAGAGUUUGAUCAAUCAUUGGAUUAUGUUGUGAGCAGCGAUUUGGCGAAGAAUGAUGGGUGGAUGAACCUCCAAUUUGAUUCUGAGUGCAUAGGAAUUGAGCUUGAGGACCUGAUUUUUGAUGAUCUUUUAGAGGAAGUUAGCUUGAGCUUGUGGAUGGAUCAGGUUCCUUCCUAA
This is a messenger RNA of Prunus armeniaca (apricot), 2715 nucleotides long. The record is from the annotation of a GenBank genome assembly. NCBI's taxonomy places the organism in Eukaryota, Viridiplantae, Streptophyta, Magnoliopsida, Rosales, Rosaceae.